AUGGAUGCGUUAGUGCUAACAGACGCCGGACAUCGCCUUCUCGCACGAUUCCGAAGGACGCGGAACACUAGGGAUCUCGACCAAUCCAUAACGCACCUUGAACGUGCGUCUGAUCUCUGCGCCAUAGAUCAUCCAUGCCACCCUGCAGCACUAUUCAAUCUAGCUUCCGCGAAGUUUGUUAAUUGCCAAGUAAAUGGAACAUACCUCGACCUCGACAUCCCCAUCUCUCUUUUUCAAGACGCCCUUGCUUUACGUCCUGCUGGUCAUCCUGACCGACCCACGACCCAGCUCCAUCUUGCCAUUUCUCUGCUAGAUGAUCCCCACGACUUAGAUGAAGUGAUCUCCCUUCAUCACGAUGCACUGCGAUACUAUGAUAGUAUGCAUGCUCGCCGAGGGCAUUUGCUAGGCAAUCUAGGCUCACUGCUGAACACUCGCUAUCGUCGUCAAGGCAAUAACCAAGACUUGGAUGACGCUGUCAUGCUUCACAGGGACGCGCUGGCUUUACGUCCAGUCGGUCACCCACGUCGGUCCUCGUCAUUAAAUAACCUUGCGAAUGUGCUCUCCACUCGCUUCGAGCACCGAGGCAAUGGCCAAGACUUGGAUGACGCUGCCAUGCUUCACAGGGACACGCUGGCUUUACGUCCAGUCGGUCACCCACAUCGGUCCUCGUCAUUAAAUAACCUUGCGAAUGUGCUCUCCACUCGUUUCGAGCACCGAGGCAAUGGCCAAGACUUGGAUGACGCUGCCAUGCUUCACAGGGACGCGCUGGCUUUACGUCCAGUCGGACACCCAGAUCGGUCGUCGUCAUUAAAUAACCUUGCGACUGUGCUCUCCACCCGCUUCGAGCACCGAGGCAAUGACCAAGACAUGGAUGACGCUGUCAUGCUUCACAGGGACGCGCUAGCUAUACGUCCAGUCGGUCACCCAGAUCGGUCCAUGUCAUUACAUAACCUUGCGAAUGUGCUCUCCACCAGCUUCAAGCACCGAGGCAAUGACCAAGACUUGGAUGACGCUGUCAUGCUUCACAGGGACGCGCUAGCUUUACGUCCAGUCGGACACCCAGAUCGGUCGUCAUCAUUAAAUAGCUAUGCGAGUGUGCUCUCCACCCGCUUCGAGCACCAAGGCAAUGACCAAAACAUGGAUGACGCUGUCAUGCUUUACAGGGACGCGCUGGCUUUACGUCCAGUCGGUCACCCACAUCGGUCCUCGUCAUUAAAUAACCUUGCCAAUGUGCUCUCCACUCGCUUCGAUCACCGAGGCAAUGACCAAGACUUGGAUGACGCUGUCAUGCUUCACAGGGACGCGCUGGCUUUACAUUCAGUCGGUCACCCAGAUCGGUCCAUGUCAUUAAAUAACCUUGCCAAUGUGCUCUCCACCCGCUUCAAGCACCGAGGCAAUGACCAAGACUUGGAUGACGCUGCCAUGCUUCACAGGGACGCGCUGGCUUUACAUUCAGUCGGUCACCCAGAUCGGUCCAUGUCAUUAAAUAACCUUGCGAGUGUGCUCUCCACCCGCUUCAAGCACCGAGGCAAUGACCAAGACUUGGAUGACGCUGCCAUGCUUCAAAUGGACGCGCUAGCUUUACGUCCAGUCGGACACCCAGAUCGGUCCUCGUCAUUAAUUAACCUUGGGAAUUUGCUCUCUACCCGCUUCGAGCGCCGACGUGAUCGAGAAGACCUCCACGGGUCACAAGAGAAGCUCCGCUGUGCACUGACUCUUUUGACGCAACAUGAUCCUCGUCUAUUAAUCGUCCAUCGAUCACUAGCUAACGUCUAUAUGUUGUUCCAUCAAUCGGGACUUAACGGCACUGGUGAACACAUUGACAGUUCGGCUGCUGCCAUGCAUCAUCUCCAGGCUGCAGCAAAUGUUGUCUCUGGAGGUUUGCUAUCUCGCCUGCGAGCAAGUCUAUUCUGGGUUAACAAGGCCCACGAACAUUCACAUGCUACCGAACUGGAGGCUUAUACGACUUCCAUGCAGCUUCUGGACGCUUACAUGUCCGCAAGGGCUUCAGUAUCGUCUCGUCACAAUGUCAUGAAGUACUUCCCCAAUACGCUUGCUGUGGAUGCUGCAUCAUGUGCCCUUCGUAGCGGUGAUGUGUGUCGCGCUAUCGAGUUGUUGGAACAAGGCAGAACUCUCAUCUGGACCCAGAUGACACGACUCCGCACGCCUCUUGAUGGCCUCCAAGAUCUCGGUGAUCAUGCAGUGGCCUUGAUGAAGAAGUUCAGAGACCUCAGCUCCCUCCUUAAUACACCUCCUAUGAAUUAUCAAGAAGGGACCCCAAGCGUCAAUGUAGAAGCCGAAGCAAGUCGGUACCGACGUCUAGUGGAGGACUGGAAUAGAGUUGUAGAAGGGAUUCGUGAUAUCGAGGGCUUCUCUCGCUUUCUACUUCCCCCCUUGUUCUCCGAUCUUCAACAUGCAGCUCGUGAUGGGCCUGUUGUCGUGCUCGUUGCAAGCAAGUCGUCUUGCGAUGCCAUUAUUGUUCCACACAACCAACCUCCGAUGAACAUUAAACUCCGCAUCAAUUUGGAGAGACUCCAACAUUUGGUGGUCAAACUCCAACGGGCAAGUCAACCACAGGCCGCUCCCAAACCCGCUCCCGAAACCACUCCAAAAUCCGCUCCCAAAAGUACCCACUUGCCCCUCAUGAAAGCUUUGACGGAGUUAUGGGACGACGUCGUCCGCCCAGUGGUCGACAAUUUGGGCGGAUUUGCACCACCAGGUUCCCGGAUAUGGUGGUGUCCUACGGGGGCCUUCAAUUUCUUGCCGUUGCACGCUGCUGGCGCGUACAGGCGAGGCGGACAGUUGCUUUCGAAGCUCUAUAUCUCUUCAUACACGCCAUCGCUUACCGCCCUGAUCAGGGCUCGCAGAAGCCACGAUAGAUCCCUGCCAGUGCCCUUUGCUGCCAUCGGUCAGAAUCACCCAGCCGGUCAUUCAUUCACUUUGGAGUUUGUGGAGCCUGAGCUAGAUUUGGUGCAGAAGCUUUUACCCCCUCCCCCGACUGUUGCCUUCACCAAGAUAACGAGCGUUGAUUCAACGAAAUCGAGAGCAUUGCGUGCAUUGCGAGACAAUACUUGGCUUCAUUUUUCAUGUCACGGGACACAGAAUUAUACAGAACCCUUCAAGUCGGCCUUUCUCAUGCUCGACCAACCGCUUUCACUCCUCGAUAUCUCACAAAUGGAUCUGUCUCGGCAUGAAUUUGCCUUUCUUUCUGCCUGUGAAACCGCAGUCGGUGAUCUCAAUACGCCUGACGAAGUCAUACACCUGGCAGCUAGCCUUCAAUUUGCUGGUGUGCAGAGUGUAGUUGGGACAUUAUGGGAGGUCAACGAUCAUACGGUGCAGCGCUUAGUUGAGGCAUUCUACAACAACUUGUGUGAGAAAGGCACAAUGGAUUCCCAGCGGGCUGCCCAAGCGCUGCACAAAGCGGUCCAGUUGUUGGCCGGUGACGAGAAGAUGCCCUUGGACCAGCGCAUAGUGUUCAUUCAUAUUGGCAUAUGA
Suillus clintonianus is the source of this 3495-nucleotide messenger RNA. RefSeq names its product CHAT domain-containing protein. Lineage: Eukaryota; Fungi; Basidiomycota; Agaricomycetes; Boletales; Suillaceae. The coding region runs from base 1 to 3495 and encodes 1164 amino acids. The record is from RefSeq and is a predicted model, not a curated record. Gene Ontology annotation, molecular function: protein binding. The transcript is spliced from 2 exons.